Molecule: messenger RNA, 2736 nt
Organism: Onychomys torridus (southern grasshopper mouse)
Lineage: Eukaryota; Metazoa; Chordata; Mammalia; Rodentia; Cricetidae
Gene: Jph2
Product: junctophilin 2
Exons: 6
Coding region: 1-2067 (688 amino acids)
Cellular component (GO): endoplasmic reticulum membrane; sarcoplasmic reticulum; plasma membrane
Source: RefSeq, a predicted model, not a curated record
AUGAGCGGGGGCCGCUUUGACUUUGAUGAUGGUGGAGCGUACUGUGGGGGCUGGGAAGGGGGGAAGGCACAUGGGCAUGGACUGUGCACUGGCCCCAAGGGACAGGGUGAAUACUCGGGCUCCUGGAAUUUUGGCUUUGAAGUGGCGGGCGUCUACACCUGGCCCAGUGGCAAUACCUUUGAGGGUUACUGGAGCCAGGGCAAACGGCAUGGGCUUGGCAUAGAGACCAAGGGGCGCUGGCUCUACAAGGGGGAGUGGACGCAUGGCUUCAAGGGGCGCUACGGAAUCCGGCAGAGCACAGGCAGUGGUGCCAAGUACGAGGGCACUUGGAACAAUGGUCUACAGGAUGGCUACGGCACUGAGACCUACGCAGAUGGAGGGACCUACCAAGGCCAGUUCACCAACGGCAUGCGGCAUGGCUACGGCGUGCGCCAAAGUGUGCCCUACGGGAUGGCGGUGGUGGUGCGCUCCCCGCUGCGCACGUCGCUGUCCUCCCUGCGCAGCGAGCACAGCAAUGGCACGGUGGCUCCGGACUCGCCGGCGGCGGACGGGCCCGCGCUGCCCUCGCCCCCGGUGCCGCGCGGUGGCUUCGCGCUCAGCCUGCUAGCCACCGCCGAGGCUGCGCGUCCCCAGGGGCUGUUCACACGCGGCGCGUUACUGGGUCGGCUGCGACGCUCCGAGUCGCGCACGUCGCUGGGCAGCCAGCGCAGCCGCUUGAGCUUCCUCAAGAGCGAGCUGAGCUCGGGCGCCAGCGACGCCGCGUCCACCGGCAGCUUGGCCGAGGGCGCCGAGGGCCCCGACGACGCGUCCGCGCCCUUCGACGCCGACAUCGAUGCCACCACCACCGAGACCUACAUGGGCGAGUGGAAGAACGACAGGCGCUCGGGCUUUGGCGUGAGCGAGCGCUCCAGCGGCUUGCGCUACGAGGGAGAGUGGCUGGACAACCUGCGCCACGGCUACGGCCGCACCACGUUGCCCGAUGGCCACCGUGAGGAGGGCAAGUACCGCCACAACGUGCUGGUCAAGGGCACCAAGCGCCGCGUGCUGCCGCUCAAGAGCAGCAAGGUCCGCCAGAAAGUGGAGCAUGGCGUCGAGGGCGCGCAGCGUGCAGCAGCCAUCGCUCGCCAGAAGGCUGAGAUCGCCGCCUCCAGGACAAGCCACGCCAAAGCCAAGGCUGAGGCAGCAGAACAGGCUGCUCUGGCUGCCAACCAGGAAUCCAACAUUGCCCGCACAUUGGCCAAGGAGCUGGCCCCAGACUUCUACCAGCCAGGUCCGGAGUAUCAGAAGCGUCGGUUGCUCCAGGAGAUCCUGGAGAACUCUGAGAGCCUGCUGGAGCCCCCGGAGCGGGGAGCGGGUGCUGGCCUCCCGGAGCGGCCCCGGGAGAGCCCGCAGCUGCACGAGCGUGAGACCCCGCAGCCCGAGGGCGGACCCCCAUCUCCGGCCGGGACGCCCCCACAACCCAAGAGGCCCCGACCCGGCUCGUCCAAGGACGGCCUGCUGAGUCCGGGCGUCUGGAACGGCGAGCCCGGCGGGGAGGGCAGCAGGCCCGCCACGCCAUCCGAUGGCGUCGGCCGUCGCAGCCCCGCGCGCCCACCCUCAGAGCACAUGGCCAUCGAGGCGCUGCAGCCGCCGCCCGCGCCCUCGAGGGAGCCGGAGGUGGCGAUGUACCGCGGCUACCACAGCUAUGCCGUGCGCACCGGGCCUCCCGAGCCCCCGCCCUUGGAGGACGAGCCCGAGCCCGAGGUCUCCGGAUCCAACUCGGCGCCCCCGUCCCCCGCCUCCGCCAACGCCCCGGAGGAGCAGCCCCCUGCGCGGCGAAGUCCGGUGCCCGCAUCGCCUGCUACUCUGGAGCCCAAGCCCAUCGUCCCUAAAGCCGAGCCCAAGGCCAAGGCGCGCAGGACGGAGGCUCGGGGGCUGAGCAAGGGCAAGAAGAAGGGUCGUAAGGAGGUGACGCUGGCAGCAGAGGCCGAGGUGGAGGUGGAGGAGGUACCCAACACUGUCCUCAUCUGUAUGGUGAUCCUGCUGAACAUUGGCCUGGCUAUCUUAUUUGUUCACCUCCUGACUUGACCCUCAUCUACCAGAGCCAGGAGUUGCACUGAGGAUGCCAGGACCUGUCUUUCUGCAAUCCCAAGCAGGUGUCCCAGGAGGACUGGACUGUGGACUGAAGCCUUGCUCCACCCACUCCAUGGAUGUUUAAGGAGGCCUCCCGUGAGCCCAUUUGGGAUGAGCCCGUUGGGUGCCAGGAUGGCCGAGGAAGAGCAUGUCUAGGUACCUUCCAGGGCAAAGGAUGCCCUGAGGGAAGAGCCCUGGCCGCCCCGAGCCCCUUGACCAGCUCCCCCAUCUAUUCUCGGCCCUACCUCACCUUGCUCUGUCACCCUUCCCUGGGCUUUUGUGUGUUUUGAGAGACGUCACCAAAGCAAGAUAUUAAUACAAAUCUCUUCCUCCUGCGCACCAUCAAUCUAGUACUCUGGUUGAUGGCUUGAGGCCACUCAGGAAGAUGAGGGGUGAAGAAGUCCCUUGGGUAGUGAAGGUGUGAAGACCCUGGGGUAGCACAGUCCUGCCCAGUCCAUGCUGCUCCAGAGUUCACAGAGUUCUGGAGGGCAGUGCAGAAAAUGGAGAAGCCCAGUUCAAUAUACCAGCAUGUAAUGGCCUGAAUCCUCCCAUCGGCCAGUCCAGUUGGCAUCCCUAGGACCGGUCGCAGGGGAGACCUGAGCAUCUGAGCUUUUGUCUGGGAAG